Trichomycterus rosablanca is the source of this 1292-nucleotide messenger RNA. RefSeq names its product zinc finger protein 239-like. Gene Ontology annotation, molecular function: RNA polymerase II cis-regulatory region sequence-specific DNA binding; DNA-binding transcription factor activity, RNA polymerase II-specific. The record is from RefSeq and is a predicted model, not a curated record. Bases 143 to 1111 code for a protein of 322 amino acids. The transcript has 4 exons. Gene Ontology annotation, biological process: regulation of transcription by RNA polymerase II. Gene Ontology annotation, cellular component: nucleus. NCBI's taxonomy places the organism in Eukaryota, Metazoa, Chordata, Actinopteri, Siluriformes, Trichomycteridae.
UGAAGUAUUCCAGAAGAAAAUAAUACAAAAGGAGGAGGAUGAAGAUGAUGAUUUCUUCUGUGAAGUCACUUUAAUCCCUCCGGAACUUGUUGCUUGUGUGGAACUGCUCUUCUCAGAGGACCAACAGUGUGGAGGUUUCCAGAUGAAGCCUGUGAAGAAAGAAGAACCUGAAGAUACAGAUGAACUCAAAAUUUCAGGUGAAGGAACCUCGAUCCCUGAGGAACACCUCACCCCAGUGGACCAACAGUGUGGAGGUUUCCAGAUGAAGCCUGUGAAGAAGGAAGAAGCUGAAGAUAAAGAUGAACUCAAACUGAACAAGGAUUUCUGCUGCCAAACGUCCUCUGGUACUGUCAGCAUUAACACGUCUCUCAGUCACACACAGGAAGAAGGAAACGUCUGCUCACAGUGUGGGAGGAGCUUCAGGUACCAGUGUCGUCUCAAAAUACACCAGCACAUUCACACUGGAAAAAAACCAUAUCAGUGCUCACAAUGUAAGAAGAGUUUUAAUUCACAGAGUAAGCUCAAAAUCCACCAGCGCAUUCACACUGGAGAGAAACCGUAUCAGUGCUCACAGUGUGGAAAGAGUUUUAAGACAAAGACUGAGCUCAAAGUACACCAGCGCAUUCACAGUGGAGAGAAACCGUAUCAGUGCUCACAGUGUGGGAAGAGCUUCAAGUGCCUGAGUGCUCUCAAGAUACACCAGCGCAAUCACACAGGAGAGAAACCGUAUCAGUGCUCACAGUGUGGAAAGAGCUUCAGGACCCAGGGUGCUCUCACACCUCACCAGCGCAUUCACACUGGAGAGAAACCAUAUCAGUGCUCACAGUGUGGAAAGAGUUUUAAUCAACAGAGUGCUUUCAAAAGACACCAGCACAUUCACACUGGAGAGAGACCGUAUCAGUGCUCACAGUGUGGGAAGAGUUUUAAUCAACAGAGUGCUUUCAAAAGACACCAGCACAUUCACACUGGAGAGAAACCAUAUCAGUGCUUACAGUGUGGAAAGAGUUUUAAUAUAAAGAGUGAGCUUAAAAUACACCAGCGCAUUCACAGUGGAGAGAAACAUUAUCUGCAUCCGGAAUCAGAUACUAACAGAGUCUGUACUAGAUUUUAAUCAGCAGAGUUUGUGCUGUUAAUACAGUUCAUGUGGUAAAUGUUUACUGUUUGUUUAAGAGUUGUUUGGUAACUGAUGAUGAUUCAUAGCAGCGGUUCGUGCACGAGAAUGUAGUGGAGCCUCGUGAAGUUAAUUUCAUGCCUUUGGAUGCAUUGUGGGUAUGUUUAUUUGUUAAUAGACG